GCCAGACCUCAACACUCCGAACCGCGACAAUGGACAGAGUUUAUGAAAUUCCCGAGGAGCCCAGUGUGGAUCGGGUUUCAUCUCUGGAGGAAGACGUCAUCCGUGGGGCCAACCCCCGCUUUACCUUCCCCUUUGGUAUCCUGUUCUCCACCUUUUUGUACUGCGGGGAGGCUGCAUCCGCCUUGUACAUGGUUAGAACCUAUCGGAAGAGUAACGAAACCUUCUGGAUGACAUACACCCUUUCCUUCUUCAUGUUUUCAUCUAUUAUGGUCCAGCUGACCCUCAUUUUUGUGCACAGAGAUCUGGCCAAAGAUAGACCAUUCUCAUUAUUCAUGCAUCUAAUCCUCUUGGGACCUGUUAUCAGAUGUUCGGAGGCCAUGAUUAAAUACCUCACACUGUGCAAGAAGGAGGGGCAGGAGGAGCCCUAUGUCAGCCUCACCCGAAAGAAGAUGCUAAUAGAUGGCCAGGAGGUGCUGAUAGAAUGGGAGGUGGGCCACUCCAUCCGGACCCUGGCUAUGCACCGCAAUGCCUACAAACGUGUGUCGCAGAUCCAAGCCUUCCUGGGCUCAGUACCCCAGCUGACCUAUCAGCUCUAUGUGACCCUGAUCUCUGCAGAGGUCCCCCUGGGUAGAGCCGUGCUAAUGGUCUUUUCCCUGAUAUCUGUCACCUAUGGGGCUACCCUCUGCAAUAUGUUGGCUAUCCAGAUCAAGUAUGAUGACUACAAGAUUCGCCUUGGACCACUGGAAGUCCUUUGCAUCACCAUCUGGCGGACAUUGGAGAUCACAUCCCGCCUCAUGAUCCUGGUGCUCUUCUCAGCUACUUUGAAACUGAAGGCUUUGCCUUUCUUAGUGCUCAACUUCCUGGUCAUCCUCUUGGAGCCUUGGGUUAAGUUCUGGAGGAGUGGGGCCCAGAUGCCCAAUAACAUUGAGAAAAACUUCAGCCGGGUUGGUACCCUGGUGGUGCUGAUUUCAGUCACUGUCCUCUAUGCUGGCAUCAACUUCUCUUGCUGGUCAGCCUUGCAGUUGAAGUUGGCAGACAGAGAUCUUGUUGACAAAGGUCAGAACUGGGGUCAUAUGGGCCUGCACUAUAGUGUGAGAUUGGUAGAGAAUGUGAUCAUGGUCUUGGUUUUUAAGUUCCUUGGCGUGAAAGUGUUACUGAAUUACUGCCAUUCUUUGCUUGCCGUGCAGCUCAUUAUUGCGUAUGUAAUUUCCAUUGGCUUCAUGCUCCUUUUCUUCCAGUACUUGCAUCCUUUGCGCUCGCUCUUCACCCAUAAUGUUAUAGAUUACCUCCAUUGUGUCUGCUGCCACCGGCAGUCUCAGGACAGGGCUGAGACCUUGGAGCCACCUGUUGAGGCUGAAGCAAGGCAAAGCAUUGUCUGAUUCCAUCUUCUGAAUAUUUUAAGGAUGGGCUAGGAGUUACCAACAGCAACUGUGAAAUUUAAGGAAAGGAUGAGGCUCAUGGGUGAGUACCCACCAAGACAUUUUCUAGAGUUUUCUGCUAAACCUGUAAGAAGAAGAAGUGGCUCCCAAAGAGGUUUUAUUUUAUUUCUUUCAGAUUUACUGCUAUGUUUGGACCCCAGGGGUAUCCACUACUUACUUGGAAGCAUCAGAAAUACCAUUGACAUUCCUCCUACCCAGGUCAAUUCAGAUAACAUACUUCUAAGCAUCUUGGGCUCUCUCUGACUUUCUAGCCCUGCUCAUUGGCUUGAGGCAUUACUGAGCUUUCCUGGACUGAGCCGAAGGCCCAGAAUCCCAACAGAACUGAUCAUAAUUGAUCAGAGGAUGUGAUGGCUUACUGGCUGUGGGUACAUCCCAGGAAACAGUCUGACUAAUGUGAAACCUGCAUCUGUGAGUGUCGCUGGGGUCUUCAUUCAAGUGAGAAACCCCCAUUAUUAAAAGAGUUGCUCCCCCAGUGAGUUAGUAUUCCAUUAGGAUUUUGUUGUGGUCAUUCCACAAGGACCUCUCUUUUCAGUGGCCCUUGGUAAGCAUGCUCUGAAGUGGGAGUACAUAGUAGGAUUCUUUCAGGGCAUAAGACAGAAUGACUCCUUUUGCCCUCAGGGACUUGCAUAGACCUCCAGUUUGUCCAGUGGAAUGGCUGAGUGAAAUCUCCCACUUAGUGCCUCAUUAAUAAGGAGUCCCACCAACCAAGCCUUGCUGUGCUCCUGGCAUUACAGUACUUGAUGUAGACCUCAGAGAAGCUGGACUGCAGUUGAAAAUGUUUCUGAUGAGUGGAAAUGAAGACUUCUUUGUGUUGGCUUGAUUAUUUUGUUGAUUUCUUUUUAGGGGAGAGAGAAAAUAAUGGCUGGGACAUCACUUUCAUGCUAUUUGGGACAGAGGAGGGAAACCAGAUCACAUUAAGUCAUCAUCAGUACUGGUUUAGCCCA
Molecule: messenger RNA, 2383 nt
Organism: Lepus europaeus (European hare)
Lineage: Eukaryota; Metazoa; Chordata; Mammalia; Lagomorpha; Leporidae
Gene: XKRX
Product: XK related X-linked
Exons: 3
Coding region: 30-1379 (449 amino acids)
Cellular component (GO): membrane
Source: RefSeq, a predicted model, not a curated record